Eptesicus fuscus (big brown bat) is the source of this 2610-nucleotide messenger RNA. It is a transcript of the gene ZC3H12A, whose product is annotated as zinc finger CCCH-type containing 12A. Gene Ontology annotation, cellular component: cytoplasmic ribonucleoprotein granule; nucleus. NCBI's taxonomy places the organism in Eukaryota, Metazoa, Chordata, Mammalia, Chiroptera, Vespertilionidae. Gene Ontology annotation, biological process: 3'-UTR-mediated mRNA destabilization; nuclear-transcribed mRNA catabolic process, RNase MRP-dependent. Bases 163 to 1896 code for a protein of 577 amino acids. The record is from RefSeq and is a predicted model, not a curated record. The transcript is spliced from 6 exons. Gene Ontology annotation, molecular function: RNA endonuclease activity; mRNA binding; metal ion binding.
CCGGCCGUAUAAAGGCGCCACUGGCCUCGCCCCUGGGACUCGGACCCAUGGAGACGCCGCCGGCCGCCCUGGGUACACGGCGGGGAGCUGUGACUGGUGCCUUCCACCAGUCUGAUCUGUGAGUGGCUGGCGGAGAGGCCCACCCAGAAGCCAGCCCCCACCAUGAGUCUGUGGGAACCUGAAGACAGCCACAGCUGCCAAGUUACCCCCAGGUCAGCCCAGGAGCCCCCCGCGGAGGAGGCCUCUGCUGCCGAGCUGCAGAUGAAGGUGGACUUCUUCCGGAAGCUGGGCUACUCCCCCGCUGAGAUCCACAGCGUCCUGCAGAAGCUGGGGGUCCACGCAGACACCAACACCGUGCUGGGCGAGCUGGUGAAGCAUGGGUCCGCCGCCGAGCGGGAGCGCCAGGCCUCGCCGGACCCCUGUCCUCAGCUUCCUCUGGUCCCCCGGGGUGGGGGCACCCCCAAGGCUUCCACCCUGGAGCCCUCCUCCCUGGAGGAGGACAAGGAGGGCAGUGACCUGAGGCCCGUGGUCAUCGACGGGAGCAAUGUGGCCAUGAGCCACGGGAACAAGGAGGUCUUCUCCUGCCGGGGCAUCCUGCUGGCCGUGAACUGGUUUCUGGAGCGGGGCCACACCGACAUCACAGUGUUCGUGCCAUCCUGGAGAAAGGAGCAGCCCCGGCCCGAUGUGCCCAUCACCGACCAGCACAUCCUGCGGGAACUGGAGAAGAAGAAGAUCCUGGUGUUCACACCGUCGCGGCGCGUGGGUGGCAAGCGAGUGGUGUGCUACGAUGACCGCUUCAUCGUGAAGCUGGCCUUCGAGUCUGACGGGGUGGUGGUUUCCAACGACACGUACCGGGACCUCCAGAGCGAGCGGCAGGAGUGGAAGCGCUUCAUCGAGGAGCGGCUGCUCAUGUAUUCCUUCGUCAAUGACAAGUUCAUGCCCCCCGAUGACCCCUUGGGCCGUCACGGGCCAAGCCUGGACAACUUCCUGCGUAAGAAGCCACUCACAGCCGAUCACAGGAAGCAGCAAUGCCCCUAUGGAAGAAAAUGCACCUACGGGAUCAAGUGCCGGUUCUUCCAUCCGGAGCGGCCGAGCCGUCCCCAGCGCUCCGUGGCAGAUGAGCUCCGUGCCAACGCCCUGCUCUCGCCCCCUAGGGCUCCCAGCAAGGACAAAAGUGGCCGGCGACCUUCUUCUCCAUCUCAGCCUGGCUCUCUGCCCCCAGAGCGUAAGCAGUGUAGCCUGGAAGGGAAGAAACUGGGAGCCCAGGCACCCCCAGGGUCCCACCGAGAGGGUCUGACCCAGACCUUUGUCCCAGUGACCACAGGCAGGAGCCUCCCACCCAGUGGGGGCAGUGGCAGCAGCUUUGGGCCCACGGACUGGUUCCCACAGACCCUGGAUUCCCUCCCGUACACCUCUCAGGACUGCCUGGACUCGGGCAUCGGCUCCCUGGAGAGCCAGAUGUCAGAACUGUGGGGGGGUCGAGGAGGGAGCCCUUAUGCUGGCUACAACCCCUAUGGGGCUGAGCUCCCAGCCACCCCGGCCUUCUCUCCAGCCUUCGGGCGGGCUGUGGGUGCUGGCCACUUCAGCGUCCCUGCCGACUACGCACCUCCACCAGCUGCCUUUCCACCUCGAGAGUACUGGUCUGAGCCAUACCAGCUGCCCCAACCCACCCCAGUCCUGCAGGAGCCCCAGGGGCCCAGCCCAGGGGCUGACAGGGGCACAUGGGGUGGGGCAGGCGGCCUGGCCAAGGAGCGAGCCAGUGUGUACACCAAGCUGUGUGGCGUCUUCCCCCCACGCCUGGUGGAGGCCGUGAUGGGGCGCUUCCCACAGCUCCUGGACCCCCAGCAGCUGGCUGCCGAGAUCCUCUCCUACAAGUCCCAGCAUCUCAGUGACUAGGAAACCUCCCAGGGCGGUCCGGCUGGACUGCGGGCCGUCGAGCAGCCCGUUCUCAGCCCCACGGCCCCCCCUGGAGGCUGGAAAGAGGGAGGAUUAAAGUAGGGAAGGCAACCCACAAACCAAAGAUACUGUAGGAUUGGUUCUGACCCACUCGGCACCUCUCGCCGUCUGCCUGAGUGGGUCAGAAGUGAUCACCCUGUUGAUGCACAUUGUAUCUCUUGUAGUUUAAGGAGACGCUGCCGGUAACGGCCGUCGGUCCGUGGCUAAAGCCCAAACCCUCCUUUCUCUCAGGGCGGGGAGGGAGGCCGGGGGAGCAGAGGCCUGGGCUGGGGGCCCUGUGCACGGCCCCCCGCCUCCACCCCGUCCCUGGGGUGCCAGUCUUGGCUGGCUAGUUGGGCACCGUGUGCCUGCCCUCCAAGGGCCCCUCCUCUAAGCCAAUGAGGCCUCAUCCGUGCUCUCUCGGGCAUGAGGCUUCAUGUUAGUAAGCAAGAUGCUUCUUAAUAACCCACCUUCUGUCCACUCAGUGCGCCUAUCCCAUCACCCCCGCCAGGGGCCAAGAGCCCUCUGCCCUGACCCUCUCCCCCUCCCCCUUCCUCUGCACUUGGAGUCAUCUCACCCUUCCCCGCAGUCGGGGGGAGACAUAUGUAAUGUUAAUGUUUUAAGUGAAAAGUCCUUGCCUCCCUAACACAUCAAUAAAGUACAAUGUGAGCCCUU